Lates calcarifer (barramundi perch) is the source of this 2831-nucleotide messenger RNA. It is a transcript of the gene fam114a2, whose product is annotated as family with sequence similarity 114 member A2. The record is from RefSeq and is a predicted model, not a curated record. Lineage: Eukaryota; Metazoa; Chordata; Actinopteri; Centropomidae. The transcript has 14 exons. The coding region runs from base 280 to 1779 and encodes 499 amino acids.
GAGGCUAACAGUUGGAACUGGUCAGUGAAAACAAAAUGUGACGUGGCUAAUCCUGUUGGACAAAAAGACAGAGAAAUCUUUAAUAAUUAAACUAUUUUCUGAAGAGUUAGAGGGAGUUUAACGUGUAAGAACUGAACCGCAAGCUAAAAUAAAGAAGAUAAACUGUUCUUGUUGUUGGUUUUUGGAAGGAAGCUGCUGGUGGACUGAGGUCAACGGUUAACAGCUAGCAUCAAGACUUGACAGCUGAGUAGGAGAAGGGGCAUGCGCUAAGACAUUAAAAUGUCAGACAGUGAAGCUACAGCAGCAGAGGGCCCAGAGGUGGCACCAGAGGUUGAGGAUGCUUCUCCUGCUGAGACGCCCGACACCUCCUCGCCGACCACACCUGACAACUCGACUGACGUGGCCCCGACGAGGAAAACCAGGAGGAGACCGGAUCCCAAACCUGCAGCUGAAGUUGAGGAGAUGCCAAAAGUAGAGGAGCAACCGUCAAAGGUGACAUCCAGUGAGUCCACUGUGUCUCAGGGUGGUUGGGGAUACUGGGGCAGCUGGGGAAAAUCCAUCUUAUCCACUGCAACAGCUACUGUGGCCACUGUGGGCCAAGGGCUCACUCAGGUGAUCGAGAAGGCUGAGACAUCACUGGGAAUCCCCAGUCCCACUGAACUGUCAACGCAGGUGGAGGAAGAACAGAAACAGCAGGGUUCUUCUCCUGCGGGUGAUGGCAGCAGUGAGACAGACAAAGCAGCAGGAGACGCAUCAUCACCAGUGGGGAGUGCGAUGGGAAUGUUGUCGUCGCUCACCAGCGUCGUCCAGAGCACAGGGAAGACAGUGAUAACAGGCGGUUUGGACGCUCUGGAGUUCAUCGGGAAGAAGACGAUGGAUGUGAUAGCAGAAGGUGAUCCUGGCUUUAAGAAGACCAAAGGACUGAUGAACAGGAACGCCACUCUGUCACAGGUGUUGAGGGAGGCGAAGGAGCGAGAGGAGCUGCAGACAGCAGAGAAAGAGUCGUCAGACUCUGAGAAGAAGGUGGUCGCUCACUACGGGAUGCUGUUUGAUGAAUUUCAAGGUCUGUCACACCUCGAGGCUCUGGAGAUUUUAUCUAGGGAGAGUGAGUCUAAGGUGAAGUCAGUGCUGACCACACUCUCGGGAGACGAGCUGGUUCAGCUCAGAGAAGAGCUGGAACACAUCAAGGAGUCUUUCUCCCUGGUGGAGUUUGAUGAUGAGGAAGUUGAUGAGAAGAAAGAUGAAGACGGCACAGAGUUUGAGAAGGAGUUAACGAAGGCCUUGGAGGGUCUCAGUGUCUCCACCACAGCCGACAAACUCAGCAAAGCAUGUAAGAGUGCCACCAACCAGAUCACUGACAUGACCCAGCCAGAGAGGGAAGAGGAAGAGAGCGAGGAGGUCGUAAAGAAAACGCUCUCUGUAGAGGAGGUUCACGCUGCAGCCAUCAGGAGCCUGGCGGAGCUGACGGCUCGAUCCAUCGAGCUUUUCCACAAACUGGCUGAGAUGAUCCUGUUCUCUAACGGCAGCACAGAGCCCAGCGUCCUGUCACAGUUAACUGUUGUUUUGUGUAAAGAAAUCUCACUGCUUUCCAAGAAGUUCACCUCCUGCUUAACAACCACAGGGUCACAUGAGAAGGGAGAUGUCCUCAACCCACUGAUAACAGGAGUCUUUUUAGAGGCAUCCAACAGUGCUUCUUACAUCCAGGAUGCUUUCCAGCUUCUCAUGCCCAUACUGGAGAUUUCCCACAUCCAGAGGAGAGCUGAAUCCACAGAGCAGUGACCAGGUGACGUCACCUCUGACCUCCAUCGCUGCCAUCACGCUGGGACUCUGUCACUGCCGAUAACUGACGCCUUUUUUACAAAUCGCCUGUGCCAGCUUUUACCCUGGUCUGGUUUUUCAGCUCAGGACAAAAUCAGUUUCACGCCUGGGAGGAAAAGUGUGUUCUUGUCAAACAGUAUUAAGUUUUUGUGCAUUGCUGGUUUAUUGGUGAAGUACAUUAGAUGGACUCAUUGAAGUAUAUUGGUGAGAAAGGUGUGGAUCCACCAGCUCCAGGCUAAGGGGAACAAAAUGUGUUAAACAAAGAGCAGCUUGUUGUUCUUUGGUUUAUGUAAGAAAGUUAUGUAGACAGUAGCUGUGUCUCAGUUCUGCCUCAGAGAACACUUUGCUUAAAGAAUGCCAUAUAUAAUGGGAGCACCAGUGCUAAUUUGUUAAAAAGAAAGGUGUGUCUCAACAAAAUAAAUAGAAAGCUCUAUUGAUAAAGUACUUUCUCUUUACUGCACAGAGACUUUGGAUUUAGUUUUCUAUGCAUAUCUCUCUUAAACCGUGUCAUCCAACAAAAAAACACUAGUAACAGCUUUUACUGUUGUCUGAAUAUUCCAAUGACAUUCUGUUUACAAGGACCUGUGACUUACACUGAAAGAUUUCAUCAACCUGCCAAAAACCCAUUCAGCCUCUCCUUCAUUACCCUCUAUCCUGUAAAAGAGCUGGUACCUACAUUUUAACGAUUUAACAGACAAAACUCACAGCUCUGUUUUUCUUUAUUCUCCUCUCUUGUAAAUAUCUUACAGGAUCUCUUACAAUCAUUUCAAAUCUCUUUAUUGUGGUCAAAUAUUCAUUAAAGUUUAACAUAACCUCAGAACUGCAGGUGUUUAUACAUCAAACGAAGGAGCUUCUAUCUGCCGUGGAGACUGUGAUGCUUUGUCUUUUGAUGUUGACUUGCUAACAUCUGUGUGUUGUGGGCAUGUAAAGUCAUCUUUUUCGAGCCAUAUACUGUACUGUGCAUCAGGUAUUUGAGAUGGUUUUCAAAUAAAUGUGCUCUCUUAUAGGCCCAA